ACAAACAUACAGUCAAUAAUACAGUAGAAAAAUGAGUAUAUAUACAAUGUGAGCAAAUGAGGUGAGAUAAGUAAGGUAAAUGCAAUAAAAAGGCCACGGGAAAUGCGAUGGAAACUCGUGUCACUGCAAAAAUGUGUAUGUGCACUACAUCAUCACGCAUAUACUUUUAUUCCAAACAAAAUAUACUUGAUGGAAACACAAUUGUGGUAGGAAUAUAGCAUUUUGUUUGUAUGCGAAUUUUUGCAUAUUCGCGUGACAAGACGUCGCCAAUUGGAUGGAAAUGUAGCUCGUGACAGGCUCUGCAUGUUGCUUGGUAACCAAAUGGCGUUUGCUCAAACAGCUGAAAACCCGAACAUACAAACCCUGCGUUUAGGGCAUGUUUUGCAAAUAUAUGUAACGAAAACAAAUGAUGACAUGGAUUAACUAACUUGUUAUCUAUAUCUUUCAAAGGUUCAAGCUUUCUGUUUUGAACAGACACAUUUAGGGCACAGGUCCAGUUCAUAAGCAUGGAGAAGAACUAUUACGCAAUAGAAAGUGCCCCUUCGUCCCCCCCAGUGGAGGAUAUGAUGGAGCUGGACGGCAGGCAGCAGAGAAUAUACCACAGGGCUGCCAGGAUGAUACAGAGGACAUGGAGGAGACAUGUGGAUACACGCGUGUUCCAGUACUUCAAGAACCUUGUGAGGUUCCGUAACCAGGGAGACCCUCGACUCCUGCUCAAAAAUGUCAAUCCCAGAGAGGCAAAUAUUCUGGAUGCUGCUGCAGGAGUCCACAUCAGAUUCAGACUGGGAGGGACCACCUUUCCACCGAGCAUCUACUAUAAGAUCUACACCCAUCGACCCAUCGUGGACAUGUGUGCCAACAGCCCCAAGGACUACACCCACCCCAGACAGAAGAGGUCCGUCCCCAGGCAGAUACACAAUGGAAGGACCCAGGUGCAGGACGACCAUGCUGGCUGGUACCACCGCGUGGAGAACAACGGCUGGAGACUGCUCUCUGGGAAGGCUGCUCUGUUAGGUGACAUCAUCACGUUGGAGACCAAUGGCAGGAAGGUGGAGUUUCACCAUUCCAAACUGCAGCGUCGUCAGGACGUGGACAGGAGGAAGAAGAGGAGGAAGAUUGAAUGGUUGAAGCAGAUGUAUGACCGGGGCUGUCUGCAUGCACGUACAGAGCAUAGUGAGACAGCCAUGCUGGUGGAGCGGUCAGCCCAGGGCAUGAUGGACGCUGUGGAGCAGCUGGGACCCAACCACAUCGUAGAGUGGGAAGUGGAUGAACUACUGGAGUGGACCAACGCUCUCAACUUUGACGAGUAUAUUAAUGACUGGGGGGUUGUGGGUACCAGUAAUUCCUCUGAGUCUUGGAAAGACAAGAGGCUGGUUCCUUCCAACCUGGAGCCUUGUGUUGAGUUCUCAGGGCUGGGGCAGGAGGACAGCCAGGUGGAUACCUACAGCAGUGUCCUCCACCCCCUGGUCUCCAGCCUCAUCAAGUCAGAACACUCCAAGGCCAAUCUCUUUGACUGACUGACUGACUGACUGGCUGGCAUUGUAUUGCUGACCAGACCAGUAAAUUGCAAUAGCAACCAUCAGACACUACUACUAUGACACUAUACAGUGAGAUUAAAUUAAAUGUGAUGAGAAGUAAAGCAAAGUGUUGAAUGUAACUAUGAUAAUACAUUAUAGGUUGUUGUUGCUAAGGGUAACAGGGUUUGUUUUCUACUCUACUGUUCUCGAAUCUGUAAUGGACAUACUCACACCAGAUGUAGGCUGAUACAAUGUGCUUCUAAAGAUUAUACUUACUGAGGUUUCAAGUAUGAGCAAAAGUAUCAAACAAAAUGAGGGGGCACCCGGAUUUGAACCGGGGACCUCUUGAUCUGCAGUCAAAUGCUCUACCACUGAGCUAUACCCCCGUACUCAUAACAAUUGGAAAAUAAUUUUGAUAUAAAUCUUAAUCCGUUCGUGAAUGUUGUACAUUUAAUAUCAGUAUUAUAAACCAUAUAUAGUACAUAUAAACGACACAGUAGUUCCAAAAGCAGCAUCCAUCCUACUUUCCUUUUUAUUUACGUCUAUCUGCCCGCUUGUAUUUCUAUCAUCUGAUUGGGAAGUGUGGUCAAACGGUGGAAGAGGGUCAGAGGUCGGUGGGUAGUUGGACGUAAUGGAGAAGUUGGUGAAGAAACAGCUGUGUUGGAAUGCGAACAAUAUUGGUGUCCGUUCUGAUUGUAUGCAGCGGGUGGAUGAGGGUCAGAGGUCGGUAGUGGGAAGACAUAGGAACAAAAUAAAUGACGAUACAGAAAGCAGUGGAGCGUCCAGUAAAUAAAGCCACCCGAUCGGGUGCACUGCACCCCGGAAGCAUAAAUAUGGCCAAAGUAGGAAGAAAGAGUGAUGAUGUGUUGGAGUGGAAAGUGGUAAUAGUGUUCGAUGACAACACAGGGCCUCACUUACGACUAACUAAUGCCGUAGAGAAAGAGGUAGGUGAAGUGAAAUUAGUUUGUUUCAUUGGACACGGUCGAUUGUUAAUAUUGUGUAGCCAGGCUCAGCAAGAGAAUAUUCUGAAAAUGGAAAACGCUUACUGGGAAGAAGAUUAAAACCAUGUCCCUGGUGCAUAUGAUAGAUUGAGGGGAGUCAUAGGGUCCCAAAUAUAUGUCCACGGGUUAUAUUAAAGAAAAUGUGACGGGAGGCCAAUAGGUUGUUCAGUAGGAAAGAGGGUCUCAGUGAAAGUCUAUCAGUGAUGCUGAGGGUUUGAGAAAGUCAUGCUGGGAAAAGUACAGGUAGGAUUCCUCAGUUACAAUGUUAGAGAAUUUGCCCCAUAUGCACUGCAGUGUAGUAAAUGCCAAAGAAUGGGACAUGGAGCCAGAGGAGUGUCCAAGGUGGCUCUGGACACCCCUGACAUCUGAUUGGCCGCCCCAGGUACCACCCCAAAAUGUUAUUCGCUACUGUCAGUUUGAUGCUGAUUGACAUCUCAAUUCACCUCUUGUUGAAAGAAUCAUUUAUUUUCAACAGCAGUGCAUUUUUUCAAAUCAGACUUCUGUUCCUUAAGGACCCAAUGGUAGGCCAGGCCUAUACUUUAAACUACUCAUUUUAGUUAGCAGUUGUUAGUAUCUAAUCUUGUGGAUCCCUGAAUUAUAGAGAUAUGACACGUUAAAUAAUGUGUCAUAUAUUUCAGGCAUUUCAAGAUCAGAGAAGAGGGUCCUGUACAGCCGUGUUUGAAAACAUUUCCCAGAACUCAGCAUGGUACUAGGAAAAGGGCUUUCAACCGCUCCUGGUGUAAGGACAAUUCAUGGCUUGAAUAUUCUGUAAGUCAAGAUUCAACUUAUUGUUUCGCCUGUAUUCAUGUUUCUCUACCUGAAUCUGCCUUCACAUCACAGUCAGGUUUUUGUAACUGGAAAAAAGUGCUGUUUAAAGGUUCUGGGUUUAAGCUCCAUUCAAAGGCAGAGCAUCAUAUCAAUGCUAUGUAUGCUUGGAAUCAGCAUUAAAGGGCUAUUGACAGCAACUCCUCAAUGUUAGAUGUCAGAAAGGGCGAGCGGAAAAAGAAAGUGGAGGAAAACUGUACUUACAUUAAAACAAUUACAGAUGUUCUCCUAUUAACUGCCAGUCAAAAUAUAGUGUAGAGGUCAUCGAGAGUCUGAUGACUCUCACAACAAGGGUCAUUUUUGGACAAUCUUAGAAGAAAUAGCAAAGCAUGUCCCUCCCAUAGAGACAAGGAUGAAUGCAUGUGGCAAUACUAAAUACACAAGCCACCAAAUCCAGAAGCAAGCAGAUCUCACACAAAUUAAAAUCGAUUUCCUUGAAAAACAUGUUCUGGACUACAGAUAUAAUCUUGUGCGGCAAGGCUAUGACACUGCAUCCGUCAUGAGCAGAAAACAUUCUGGUGUGUCUGCACGGAUUAAAAACAGUGCAAGAUUUGCAAUUUAUGUGCACUGUAAUGCACAUUAUUUUGAAUUUUGUUUUUUGUCGAGGCUGUAAAAUCACUGCCUGAGGCAGUUCACUUUUUUGCUCUCCUGCAGAAGCUGUAUAACUUUGUAUCUGGCUCGUGGCUUGCAGUUCAGAAAGAGCUUUAUCCACAGCAGCAGCCCAGGGAACUACGGAGACUUACGGAUGGAAGGCUGGCAUGCAGAUACAUGGCAUGCCGUGAUCUGAGGGACAGGCUUCCAGCAGUUCUGAGAGUGCUACAGGAUAUAACACUUGAAAAUAGUGUUUAUAGAUCAGUGGGGGCAAGGGGCCUUCUGUCUCAGAUUUACAUCUCAUAGGGCUUUUGGUUACCUUUUGGAAAGUGCUUGGUGAUGCCAAAUGUCCCUCUGACAUGCUCCAAUCAAGCUCUCUUGACCUAGCAAGGGCUGUGGAUCUAGUAGGUGCCCUUACAGACACAUUACAGGACUACAGAAGUGAGGGAUACUAUGGGGAACUAUGGAAAGAGGUUGAAGAGAUGGCAGAGCUCUGUGAAAUAAGUGUACAAACAGUGUGUAAAAGACAGCCUAAAACAAGCUUAAGAUUUCACAACUCAUUGAUGAUGAUGUAGGACAGAAAAAUAGUGACCAAAGUGACGGUGAGAGCAUCCAAAGAGCUGUCUUUUAUCAAGUGCUUGACAGUCUCACAACUGAGCUGCUGAGGCGUUUUUCAAAGAAUAAAUGCGAGAUAAGGGGUCCAGUCUCUCAACCCAAACAGUACAACAUUCCUUAAUGAGGAGCCUCUGUUUGCUCAGACCUUUGAGUCAGAUUUAGAGGACCUCAAACAUGAGGUUCAUCAAACCAGGCGGCUACUUGAUAGGAGAGAGAAAAGUGGAAGGGACAGACCGUCUACUCUCCUUGACUUUGUUGUGUUUCUAGAACCUUAUAAAGAGGUCUUCCAUGAGCUAUUUCGACUUUGUAAGAUAUCUGUUGUUACACCAGUCAGCAGUGCUUCUUGCGAGAGAAGCUUAUCAGCCUUAAAACAGAUUAAAACCCACCUGAGGACAACCAUGGUUGAUGACAGGUUAAGUCACCUCUGAAUUCUCAGUGUUGAGUGAAGGAGGACACGCUCCCUCAACAUGGAUGAGGUUGUGAAACAUUUUGCCAGUUCUCACCAGAACUGCAGAAUAUUGCUGUUUAAAAUCUUUCUAGGAUAAUUUGGUGCUUAGACGGUCCCUCUGGUCAUGAUUAAAACCUGCACUGUGUACUAGCUAGUACACUGACAUUCUAAAAUUAUAAAUCUAAAAGGGUAUCAUGUCAAACAGGUUUAAUGUGGUCUUGAUUAGGCCAAUUCCAAAACUUUUCUUUGCUAUUUUAUUUUUUUUAUUUCACCUUUAUUUAACCAGGUAGGCCAGUUGAGAACACCUUUAUUUAACCAG
Messenger RNA from Oncorhynchus tshawytscha (Chinook salmon), 5316 nucleotides. RefSeq names its product linkage group 29 C11orf65 homolog (gene lg29h11orf65). Bases 507 to 1517 code for a protein of 336 amino acids. Lineage: Eukaryota; Metazoa; Chordata; Actinopteri; Salmoniformes; Salmonidae. The transcript has 10 exons. The record is from RefSeq and is a predicted model, not a curated record.